Molecule: messenger RNA, 1046 nt
Organism: Rodentolepis nana
Lineage: Eukaryota; Metazoa; Platyhelminthes; Cestoda; Cyclophyllidea; Hymenolepididae
Source: the annotation of a GenBank genome assembly
ACAAACAAUUACAUAAUCCAGAGGAUCCGUUGCAGCCGCGAGAGCAGCAGCAACCGCAUCAUCAAAGCAUGUCAAAUAUUGCCCUUCAUCGAGCAACAACCACAGACUAUAUCUCAUCCAGUGAUAGCAGUAGUCAACACGUCAGCCCUACAAGCGUAGACGGUCGGGGUGACACCACACUCCCCUCGCAUCGUAGCCAGGCCAUACCAUCACUUUUGCCUUCGCAUUCAUAUACAACUCAAUUCUACACCGAUCCGCAGUCUUUUUCGCAAGUCCACGGCAAUAGGAGGUCCAUAAUGUCCUCUGCUGGUGGUGACAGUAAUGGCCGCUGGAGCCAGAUGGAAGGGGAAAGUGAUCGGCAGCGGCGUUAUGAUGACUAUCAGACUGCCAACACGGCAACCUCCAUACCAGCUACAAACGCCUCCUUAGCUACUUCCCACGGCACCUCCGAUAGUGCCAGUAGUAGUGGUGUCCCUGGAGGUAACCAGAUGCAGCAGCAGCAGCAGAUGUCAAUUUCUAAUCUCUCCACACCAUCAUCCCACCCUGCCUACGUUCCCUUGGCUCCCUCUCUCAAGAAUUGGUGCUCUGUUUUCUACUAUGAGUUGAACAAUCGAGUGGGUGACGUCUUUCAUGCCUCCAAACCCAAAUUCACUGUGGAUGGUUUCACUGCUCCCUCGUUAAGUACGGAGCGCUUCUCACUUGGGGGAUUGAGCCAUGUAAAUCGACCUCCACAAGUGGAUAUGACGAGGCGUCAUAUUGGUCGCGGACUCAAUCUACUCUACAUAUCAGGCGAGGUAUUUGUCGAGUGUCUCAGCGAUGCCGCCAUCUUCGUCCAGUCGCCAAGUUGCAAUCGCCUCAAUAAUUGGCAUCCUGCCACAGUGGUGAAAGUUCCGCCUCGAUGCAACCUCCGAGUCUUCGACAAUCGGGAAUUCGCGGAGUUGUUGUCGCAAUCAGUGACGCGAAACUACGAGACAGUCUUUUCCCUCACUCACAUGUGUUUCAUUCGAAUUAGCUUCGUGAAGGGCUGGGGUGCAGACUAUCGGUGA